UCUAGAUUUGACACAAGACUGUCUUUUUUAUUAUAUUUUUAAAUGGGGAUAUAAAUGUCAAUUUAUAAAGGAGUUUCAAUUCGUAACACUAUAUGUUUCCGGCCCAAUUAAGGUAAUUAGCAUGGGUACUCGUUUCUCUUUUGCAAUUUCAUUAAUAAUAUAAAAUUGUUCCAGGCGCUCACUAUAAUUGACAAAGUCAUCUUCUUCAGAGUUAAACUUUUCCAUGUUUCCGACUAACAUUUUCUACAAUUUACAAUUAGCUCGUCGCCAAUUUUAUAUAUACAGGUAAUAAUUACUCCGGUUAUAAAUGCAAAUCACAUUUAAUAUGAUAGUUACUACUACAAUACAGUUUUUUACGAAUCACGUUUUUCUGACGUCUCUUGACAUUUCAUUUUUUUAAUUAUAGUGAUGUUCAAGUACACAACAGCUUGUUUGCCACUGAAGUGAUUUCGGAUUAUGAUCCGGAAAUACAUAUGGUUCGGGACCAUUUUAUUUUAUUACGCAGACAAAACCUCUAUUUACAGACGUUGGCGCCCUCAACGGGCACACCAACGAACGGACCUCACAUCUCCCGCAAGUUUCACGGGUGCGAAACGGAGAAGCCGUUAAGCAGUCCGCGCGGCUUACGAGGCUUACGGCAUACUAUCCGCGAAAAAACCGCUUCAUCGCGUCUGGGCGUCUCUUUCGACGUGCGGGGAGUCUGCUCUGGACCGGUUGGCCCACCUCAGAGGUGUCGGGUUCGCAUCUUGUCUCUGGGACGGGAUGGUCGUUGGGGCUGUACCCCCGCCUCCGCUUCUUCACACGUCGCCCUCGGCGCGGUCAAGCCCACCGGGUAAAACCCAUGAGGGAGGUCCAGUGAGCGACCAGCGAGCGGGCGACGGACUUCAGCGGGCAGGGGUAGUGUCGUAUCCGGGGGUCGGUACAGAAAAAGUUUUUCCGGACUGCCCAAACUUUUUCACAAAGUCCGUGAGCAAUUCCGAGAGCUGUUGCAUCAGGCGUGCUGUCGCUUCUUCUUGGGCGGGCGGUGGCUGGUCUUGUAUUGAGCGGUUGCCUUCUUUGGGUGGUGGGGCUGCGGGGGGCGUGUCCGUCGGCGAUGCAUUGCUCGCUCGACGGGGUCUACGGCUGCGUCGUUUGGAGCGGCUGGUGUGCGAUGGAGGAGCGUUCGCGGGGACCAUUAACGUGGCCGGCGCGUGCUCGCUCACCUCGGUGGGCUGCUGGAUUGUCUCGGUGGGCGGGCGGCCUGUGUGGGCCACUGUAGUGGCGCGGCGGUUGCGCGCCUGCGCAGUUGCGCGAGCGGGCGGGGGCAGUCGGCGGCGGCAUGUGGGUCACCGCAGCGCACGCAGGCAAGCGGGCGGUGACAUCCCUGGCUGGAGGGGCGGAACCCCUGGCAGCGGUGGCACUGCGCGGGGGUCUUCCUCCCUCUCCAGGCUUCAAUGUGGAUUCCAGUCAUGCUCAUGAGUUCGCUCAUCGUAUAGAUGGCCGGGAUGGUGUCGGUUGUCCUUCUGAGUGCAGCGUAGUAUAAGCAUCCGGGGCGGCCUGCCCGCGCCCGGAUCUGCUUGAUGUGUAUUGCAGCGAAGCCGUUUUCUGCGAGGGCCUCGGCGAAGUCGUGCAGCUUGGUGUCCGAAGGCAGCCCACGGAUGGCCACCUUUAGGCUGCGGUCCUCGGGGCGGGUGUGCGAGUACCAACUCAGCCCGCUCAUCUUGAGGUUGGAGAGGUAGUCCGUGAUGGUGCGGCUCUCGUUGUCGUUCGUCACCCGCGCCAAACGGGCGCGCGCUUGGUGAUCGGCCGAGCUUGUCGUGGAGGAGGCGUAUAUGCGUCGGCCAGUCCGGCAGCUGCUGGACCGCAAUCGGCGGGCUUCUGCAUGCCCGUUGAGACGUGGGAGCGUUGCCGGAGGCCGGUUGUGCGGCUGGCACGACGGUGGGUGGCGGCGGUGGGAGUAUUUUUUCCGGCUGCGAUGAGGGUAGGGGCGAAAAUUUUCGCGGCCUGCGGAAAAUUUUGGCGACUGUGUCGGUAAAACAGUCGGUGGCACAAUCGGCGAUUGUUCAUGGGCGGCGGGGGCGGUUUCUUGCCUGGGCUGGCGUUUCUCCUUCGUAGGGGUCUUCACCGGUGCUGGCAAGGGGGUAAAGAGAGUUACCGGGGAGUCGCCACAGCUGCGGGCAUCUGGCGCGGGAUUGCGCCUCCUCCGGUUUCAGUGACCUCCUGUUGCGUAUGGGCUUCAGCACGAGGGAGCGUGGCAGCGGGAAUGUGAGCGGCAGCUUGAUGCCUUCCUUGUUGGCAUCGGCAACGGGCUUGUCGCCGAGGCAGUAGUUGGUGGUUGAGUACUCAUCCCACUCCAGAAGGCGGACAUAGCUCGCGAUCCACUCCGCUAGACUCUCGGACAAUAGUCCGGAUUCAAUGAGUCGGGCGGCCAUCGCUGCGUCCAAUUCAUAUUGGACGCGAGGCGAUUUCCACCCGUACGUCACUGCACCGUAGCGGGUACAAUCGAAAGCUAUAUCCUCAUCCGUUUCUGGUCGUCCAUUUUGAUGCGUGUUGUGGCUUACGUCUGCGCGAUCUUGGCCGAGCGGUGCCGUGCGGCGCGCUCAAGCCUGCAGCUGGGUGGUGCGGUAUCCACGCUGGCGCGGAGGCGCCAGGCAGUGCUCGCAGAGCAGUAAAGGCGCAGCUUUACUUUGGAGCAUUUCGGGGUAGAAAGAUCCGUGCGCAGCGACGUAGUACGGUCCGCGUCUGGGCCUGCGCGUCGACUAAGGGACCCAAAAAAAGUCUAGUCGUAGACAAUUCUACUGGGCAAAGGUAAAAUUUUACGUGAUGCACGUAAAAUUUUACAUGAUGCACACUCGAACGUCGAGUGACAUCUUGUUAUUUGUCUUUGUUGAGGCUUGUAUUUACCGAGUCUUAAAAAUUUAAAUGUAUCAGACAGAUUGUAACUACUUAAUACAAAAGGUACAUAGUAGUCUGCAUAUCUGUUAUCACACUAAUAUUAUAAAGGCGAAAGUUUGUGAGUGUGUAUGUUUGUUACUUCUUCACGUCUUAACGGCUGGAGCGAUUUUAAUAAAAUUUGGUAUGGAGUUAGCUUACACCUUGAAUUAACACAUAGGCUACGUUUAACUGCGGGAAAAUAUCCCUAAUAAACCGCGGGUAACACCGUGGGGCACAGCUAGUGAGAUAAUAAUUGUUCGAAGAUUACUUUUUAAAAGAGUUAUCAAAUCUGCAAUGUUUGUUCGCAUGAGAAUACAUAAUGGUUAGCUAGUUAAAUUACAGUUAAAUGUUCAGUGUAAUCGGAAUAUGUUUGAGGAACGCACGCGGCACAUGUAAUGGAGGGAAUUUGUGAUUAUUUAAUUUCGAUUUAAAAAAUGGGCGAAAAUGUGUCUCGAUGGAUUACACCGUUCACGAAACAGUGUUGGGUGUGUGGAGGUGUUGGCCUGAACAUGCUCCAGAUGGGUCUGAUCUUCGGCAUCUCAAGCACCCUGCUGCCACAGCUCAGGGAGUCAGGGUCACCCAUCCCUAUAGACGAGGAAGAUGGGUCUUGGAUAGCGGCUGUACCAGGCAUUACUCUCAUUGGCGGAAACUUAAUUGUACCCGUGUUGAUGGGCAAGUUUGGCAGGAAGAUAGCCAAUAUUGCCAGCAUCGUAAUCCUCGGAGUUGGCUGGUGUUGCAUCUUACUUGCUUCGAACGUCACUACGCUUCUUAUUGCGCGCAGCCUCCAUGGAGUGGGUAUGGGAAUGAUCUCCACCCUUGGCCCCGUCGUGGUGGGAGAAUACACCACUCCUGCCAACAGAGGCGCCUUUCUCAUGUCCUUAGCUGUCUCUAUCGCCGUUGGAGUCCUGGCCGUCCACGCUAUGGGUUCUUACCUCACUUGGAAAACAGUCAGCAUCAUCUGUGCUUGCCUGAACGCAGUAACUUUACUCAUAGUCUUAUGUUCACCAGAAUCACCCAGCUGGUUAGCUAGUCAGGGCAGAUACGACAAAUGCAAAACAAUAUUUCGAUGGCUCAGAGGUGACAACGAAGAAAAAGAAUUAGACGAACUGAUAAAUGCAAACAUGAAAGCGAGGAAAUUUUUAGAAGAGCAAUCUAGUCUAAAAUCUAGCCAACCAAAUUUUAUGGUAAAAUUAAAGCAGGAGUAUCAGAACUUCAAAGAUAUUGUUAAAAACAGAGAAUUUUUCUUGCCUAUUAUUAUAAUGUUUCAUGUAAGCGGACUAGGUCAGUGGAGCGGUAUCAAUUUUUUUUGUAGUUAUGGCAUGGAUUUUAUAGACUUGGUCAUUGGUAAAGGUGUAGAUGCGGCGUUGAUACUCAUUUCUCUGGAUUUCCAGCGAGCGGUGUCCACUACCAUAGGAUUGGCGAUAGUGAAGAAAAUUAAGCGGAAGACUUUAAUGAAUCUGAGCAUCGGAUUGAAUCUGUUGGCCAUGAUGACGACAGCUGCAUACGUUUACUUUAAGACUCACAACUUAUUGCCUUUUGAUAGCAUCUACAUUGGUAUAGCGUUACUGCAUAUCCAAAUGUUUCCUAUAGCAAUUGGAGGAAUGCCUCUUCUUGUGAUUCUAAGUGGAGAGUUAUUCCCGCUUCGGUUCAAGAGUUUGGCCGGUGGAAUCAGCGCUGUAUUGUACUCCUUGACAAUUUUCGUUUCUAUCAAGACUGUGCCAUUUUUGCUCAACAAUUUACAGUUGACUGGAAUGUUUUUGGUGUAUGCUGCCUUAUCAUUAUACUGUCUCGGUAUGGCAAACGUCUUCCUUCCUGAAACAAAGGAUAAGACUCUCCAGGCGAUAGAAGAAGAGUUCAAAGGUGUCAAAAAACCUGUACAACCUAUGGAUGUAUUUACAACUAAACCUGUUUAGUUCGUAUUUAGUGUAUUAUAUUGUACAAAAAUCUGUGAUGACUGUAAAUGUAUAGCUAGGGUAAAAUGCUCCAGGUUUUCUUCUUAUUAUAAAAUUUUUGUCACGGCUAUAACCUCUUUUAUUAGCUACUAGCUUGUGCCCGCGACAUCGUCCGCGUUUUCGUCGUUUUUCGUAAAAAAGUAGCAUAUGUCCUUCCUCAGGGUUCCGUGGU
Molecule: messenger RNA, 5037 nt
Organism: Chilo suppressalis (striped riceborer)
Lineage: Eukaryota; Metazoa; Arthropoda; Insecta; Lepidoptera; Crambidae
Source: the annotation of a GenBank genome assembly